AUGGCGGGAGCCCCGCCCCCUUCGCCCUCCCCUCACGGCGCCGCCGCCGCCCGCCCCUCAGCGCGCGUGCGCCAGGCGCGCUCCCGCCUCUCCGGCCUCCCCUCAGCGCGCGUGCGCUGGGCGCGCUCCCGCGGAAUGUCCGCGUGGGAAGGGACCCGCGGGGAUCGAGGAAUGUCCGCGUGGGAAGGGACCCGCGGGGAUCGGGAAAUAUCCCCGUGGGAAGGGACCCGCGGGGAUCAGGAAAUAUCCCCGUGGGAAGUGACCCGCGGGGAUCGGGGAAUGUCCCUGGGUUGUCCCCAAGAAUGUCCCCGCAGGAAGGGACACUCCAGCCUCAUCCAGCCCCCGCACAGGACACUGCGCGCUCCUGCAGGGUCACGGAGCGUCCCGCGUGGGGACACGGGGACGCAGUUACCGGUGACAGAGCCGCCCGCGCGACAGUCCCCGCGCCGCCACCCGCCGUUGGCACUCGGACACGGCGAGCCAACCGCUGCUGGCCAGCGGGCUGGUGGCACCUGGGGCUGGCACUGCGGUGGCAGCCCCUCGGUGACAAACCUGCAGCAGGUGCCAGAGCCUCGGGGGUGGCACAUUGGUGGCACCCCCUUGGUGACAAACCUGCAGCCAUCCCCGUGCUCCCUGGCCAUGCUGCGGUGCCACGUGGUCGCCGCCCACAUUCCCGGGGCCACCAGCUUCGGUCCCGGUGUCCUGCUGUCCGUCAGCUUCCGAGGUGUCCCCAGGAGAACCCAGGUGGUGCCCGAGGAGCACAGCCUCACCUGGAAUGAGGAGCUGGUGUGGCCACUGGACACAUGUCCCCUGAGUGCCACGGACACGCUGGCCCUGCGCUUGCGGCGUGGGGACUGCCCACUGCCCCAGGGGGACCUGGGUGCCACCACGGUGUCGUUGGGCGAGCUGGUGGCCAACCCCAGCCUGCCGAUGGCCAUCAGGGACAUCCCACUGCUGGACCACCGGGACCGACCCACGGGGUGCAAAGUCACCCUCCGCUGCUACCACGACCCACGUGGCGCGGUCGAGGACGUCCCUGUCACCACCAUGCACGGCCAGGUGGCCCUGGAGUCACCGGGGGUGGCACCCAAGGAGAGGAAAGAGGAUUUCCAGGUCCGGGUGAGGGUCAUCAAGGGCCGCCAGCUGCGGGGCAAUGACAUCAGACCCGUGGUGAAGGUGCAGAUCGGGAAGCAGAACUUCCGCAGCCGCAGCCGCAGCGGGAACAACCCCUACUUCAACGAGGUGCUCCGUUCACCAAGCACCUGCACCAAACCCGUCAUCGGCAUCUUCGAGCUCGAUGUCGGCACCAUCUACUCUGCCCCAGGUAAUGACAAGGCAGGCCCUGCGCUGCCACCGCGGUGGCGGCGGUGCCACCGAGGAGGUGACGGCGGUGUCCCCGGCGGGGCAGGGCGCAGCCUGAGCGGGAAGUGGCUGAGCCUGCAGCACCCGCGGCACCACGACGGCCGCUCGCAGGGCUUCCUGCAGGUCAGCCUCAUGGUGCGCCGCGCCGGCGAGCGCGCCCAGGAGCAGGAGGUGCCGGCGGGGGACGAGGAUGUGGAGGCCAACCUGCUGCGGCCACCGCCCUGCGCCACCACGCUGCAGAUCCGCGUGUUCCGCGCCGAGGACCUGCCGUGGGCGGAGCCGGCACAGCCGUGCCUGGGCGGCGCCGCGGGCUCGCUGAAGGUGUCGGUGCGGGUCGGCUUUGCGGGCAGGACGCUCUGCACCCGCGGGGUGCCCGCCGAGGCCAGCCCCGAGUGGAACGAGGUUUUGUUCUUCCCCCUGCGGGUGAGGAGCGCCCCCGGCCCCAAACAGGGGCACCCCAAAAAAGGGGACACCCCCAUUUCCACAGCCACACUCGGCGCUGUUCUGUCCCUGCAGCUGCCCCCCAUCUGUGACGAGAUCCUGCUGGAAAUCCUGCAUGGGUCGUGCCGAAGCAAAGCCGUUGGCAGGGCCACCCUGAGGCUGUCCCAAAUCUCCCGGGACCCCGACGAGCUCGAGGAGGGGACCCCCGGGUUCUUGCCCUCCUUUGGGCCCAGCUUCCUGCCCUUCUACGGCCCCCGGCCGGACGCUGCCCGGGACUCGGGGCCGGUUUAUCGGGGCCGGCUGCUGCUGGAGCUCUACACCCACAUGGGGACCCCGCCCGGGCGCCAGCGCGACGCCGUGGCCCCCGUGGACGCCGAGCGGGCGCAGAGACGCCUGCCCCGCUGCCAGCUGGGGCUCUGUGGGGUUUUCUACUCGGCCACCACGGUGCCAGGCGGCCCCGAGGCGCUGAGCCUGGAGCUGGGCAUCGGCAGCGCCGCGGCCGCCACCGCGCCGGCCGUGCCCGCGUUCGACGGGAACCUCUACCACCACCUGCCGUGGUUUGGGGACAAACCAGUGGCUGCUGUCACCUCUCUGUGGGAGGACGCCGGGCACCGCUGGGACAGCCUGAACCUCCUGCGAGCCCUGUGCCACCACCUGGAGAGGAACCUGGCCAAGCUGCAGGGACAACGUGGGGACACCGCCAGGGACAGCAGGAGGAAGCUGCUGCGGGAGCUGGAACAGGACUGCGAGGCCGCCCUGCAGUGCCUGGAGGAGCAGCCUGCUCUGACAGCCCUGGACCAGCAGCUCCGGAGCUGCCGGCGCCGCCUCCUGCUGUGGCUGCAGCGCGAGGCCAGAGCCGAUGGCCGGCACAGGGACACCCUGGGGACAGUGGCCCAGGGGUGGCUGCGGCGCGCGGCCGCACUGGCCGUGGAGCCCCAGGCCGGUGUCCCCGAUGUGCAGCUGUGGCUGCUGCAGGGCCAGCUCCGGGUGGCCUCAGCCCGUGUCCCCGCCACCGAUGUCCUGCACUCCCCACGCGGCCCCGGUGCCUGCGGCCGCCUCUGCAGGAGGAUCCUCACCCUGUUCCUGGGCUGCGGGGACACCCAGGCCCAGGUGCGGGUCUGGCUGUGGCUGGGGCGAGUGGACGAGAGCGGCGAGCUGGUGCGGCAGCUCGGGGGGAGCCUGCGCUUCUACAGCGAGAUGUUCGAGAACCAGACGCGGCUGUUGGGGAAAUGGGGGCCCCGGAGGCUUUUGGGGCGCCCCGCGUUCUCCGACAGCUCCGGCCUGGCCGUGCCCCCCCCGGAUGAGCUGCGGCCCCCCAAGGGCUGGCACUGGGACGGGCCCUGGAGCGUGGAGCGGCCGCGGCGGGUGCUGGCACGGGCGGAGGGCGAGGGGAGCGUGGUGCUGGAGGAGCUCUAUGAGAACCAGAGCCGAGACCCCAGCGGGGGCUGGGCCAGCACGGCCAGCACAGAUGCCGUGAGUGAGGGACAGCAUGGGGACAGCGCGGGUGACACCAGAGUGUCGCGGCUCAGCGCCCGCCUGGUUUUGCAGAAGGGAGUGGCAGUGCCACCAAAGGAGGAGGUAGUGUGUCCCCAGGGCUGGCGUGUCACCAGUGACUGGCAAGUGGACAUGGAGGGGGCUGAGGAUGAGGACGGUUGGCAGUACGGGGUGGGCACGGAGGAUGGCAGCCCCCCGGCAGUGUGGCACAGCAAGGGACAGCAGUGUCACACCCUCCGGCGCCGGCGCUGGGUCCGGGUCCGCCACAGGGACAGCGACAGCUGGACACAGGAGCAGGACACGGACACCUGCAGCACCCUGGUGACACACAUGGGGACAGGGACGGCGGACCCAGAGGAGCUGUGGGAGGACGAGGCCUGGCAGCCCGAGUGCUUCUGGGGCUGCACCUUCCAGCCCAAGGUCCCGGCCGGUCCCCGGUGCCGCCGGCGGCGCUGGCAGCGCAGCCUGGUGCCCGCCGAGCCCGCGGCCGUGGCACCGCUCUUCCUGCUCCAGGGAGCCCCGGACGCCAAGGAGCUGGCCCAGGACAGUCCAGCGGUGGCCCUGCAGCAGCCGCCCCCCUUCAUCCUCUGCACCUUCCAACGGCCCGGCCGUUUCCAGCUCCGCUGUUACAUCUUCCAGGCGCUGGAUCUGGCGCCCGGCAGCGCCAGGACCUCCAUAGGUGGGACCCCCCACCCCCGGGUGCCGCCCCACCUGCAGCCCGGGGCGCUGACGGUGUGGCUGUCCCCAGAUGCCACCGCGCACGUGUCGUUCGUGUCCCUGAGCCAGAGCACGCGGGUGGUGCGCGGGGCGCUGGACCCGCAGUGGGAGCAGACGCUGCUCUUCCCCCGGGUGCCGCUGUUCGGGGACCCCCGAGGCGUCCGGAAGGACCCUCCCGCCGUGGUGGUGGAGGUGUGCGACCAGAGGGGGCAGGACACCGCGGUGCUCCUGGGCCGCUGUGUGUGCAUCCCGCGGGUCUGGCUGGACGCGGCGCUCCGGGAGCCGCCUCGGCUCCGGCCCACCCGCUGCGGGGGCCGCGGGGCCCGGCCGGGGAGCUGCUGGCGGCCUUCGAGCUCCUGCGCGAGCCCGAGCCUCCCGCCCCUGAGGAAGGACGGGUUCGGCCUCCCCCCGGAGCUGCGGCCACGCCUGCAGAGGGUGGCGCUGGAGGUGCUGGCCUGGGGGCUGCGGGGGCUGCGCGGGACCGUGCGAGAGCCGCGGCUGGAGCUGCAGUGGGGGGAGCAGAGCCUGUGGGCCCCCCCGAUCCAGGACAUGGCCACCAACCCCAACUUCCCCAGCAACGCCUUCCUGCUCACCCUGGUGAGGGCGGGACGGGGGCGGGCAGCGGGCGCCUGUGUGGCCGCCGGUGACCGGGCUGUCCCCGCGCUGUCCCCGCAGGCGCUGCCCGAGGAGGAGCGGUUCGUGCCGCCCAUCCGCCUGCGGCUCUGGCACCGUGCGGGCACCGAGCGGCGGCUGCUGCUGGGCCAGGCCAGCGUCAGGGACCUGGGCCAGUACCGCUGCCCCCCGCCCUGCCAGGAGCAGCUGCUGGGCUCCGGCAGGCCCGGCCACGGUUCUGACACGGUUGUGUCAAUGCCAGAUGAGCUCCUUUCCGUGCCCGUCUCCUCCAGCCCCUGCAGACGCUGGUGUUCCAUGUUCCUGGCCACAGCCCCGGCCAGGAUGGCUCAGGACCUGCUGGGCUACCUCAGGAAGAAGCGGGCUGAGGACGAGGAUGAGGCAGAUGAGGAAGAGGAGGAGGAGGACAGUGAGGACGAGGAUGAGGACAUGGAGGAGGAGGAGGAGGAGGAGGAGAGGGACUGGUGGAGCAAAUUCUACGCGUCCAUGGAGGACAAGGACCCCAAAUCCCCGUGGGGAACCAACGGGGACAGACUGAAGAUCUACGGCUGCGAGCUGGAGGAGGUGCCCGAGUUCGAGGGGCUGCAGGAUUUCUGCCAGACCUUCCCCCUCUCCAAACCCGGCCGUGCCCCCGAGCCCGUGGGCAGCUUCAAGGGGCUGUUCCGCAUCUACCCCGUGCCCGAGGAGGGCGGAGCCGCCUCCGCUCCUCGCUGCUUCCAGCGCCUGCCGCCCCGCCAGCCGCAGCCGUGCCUGGUGCGCGUCUACGUCGUGCGAGCCUUCGACCUGUCCCCCCGCGAUGUCACCGGGCUGAGCGAUCCCUACGUGCGGGUGACGCUGGGCAAGAAGACGCUGGGACAGCGGGACCAGUACGUGCCCAACACCCUGGAGCCCGUCUUUGGCAGGAUGUUCGAGCUGACGGCCACCAUCCCCCUCGAGAAGGACCUGCGGGUGACAAUCAUGGACCACGACAAGGUGCCACCUGACCAGGAGAUUGGCAGCACCACCAUCGACCUGGAGGACCGGCUGCUGUCCCACCACCGUGCCCACUGCGGGCUGCCCACCCUGUACCACACCGCGGGCCCCGCGUGCUGGCGGGACCAGCUGUGCCCCAGCCGUGCCCUGGAGCUCCUGGCGGGCACCCGGGGGCUGCCCGGGCCCCGCUACAGCCACGGGGGCACCGCCCUGAGCCUGAACGGGCAGCGCUUCAAGCUGCACCACUUCGAGCGGGGCCACCCCCCGCCCCGACACGCCGGGGCCCCCCGGGAGCGCCUGGCCCUGCACGUGCUGAACCUGUGCGAGCUCGUCCCGGAGCACCUGGAGACCCGCGGGCUGCAGAGCCGCGCCCAGCCCGGCCUGGAGCAGGGCAAGGUGCAGAUGUGGGUGGACAUUUUCCCCACCAGCCUCGGCCCCCCCGGGCCCCCCGUGAACAUCGACCCCCGCAAGGCUGAGGGGUACGAGCUGCGCUGCGUGGUGUGGAACGUGCGGGACACAAACCCUGGGGACAUCAACCUGCUGGGCCAGCACAUGAGUGACAUCUACGUGUCUGGGUGGCUGGACGGGCUCCCCGAGCAGCGGCAGCACACUGACAUCCACUAUCGCUCCCGGAACGGCCGCGGCGCCUUCAACUGGCGCUUCGUGUUCCCCUUCGAGUUCCUGGCGGCUGAGAAGCUCUGCGCCAUCCACCGCAAGGACCAUGUGUGGAGUUUGGACGAGACGCUGCUGAAAGUGCCGCCCAAGCUCAUCCUGCAGGUGUGGGACAAUGACAAGUUCAAGGCGGACGAUCUGCUGGGGAUCCUGGAGCUGGAGCUGACGCGGUUGCCCCGCCCGGCCCACAGCGCCCGCCUGUGCCGGGCCACGCCGCAGGAGCUGCCCUGGUUCUCCUGGGCCUGGCUCUCCCUGCCCCGGUUCUUCCGGGCCCGGCUCUCCCGGGCCUGGCUCUCCCUGGCCCGCUUCUCCUGGCUCUGGCUCCCCCUGGCCCGGCUCUCCCGGCGCUGGUGCCGCGCCCCGGUGCGGCAGCGCCCGACCCUGAACCUGUUCCGCAGGAGGAGGGCGCGGGGCUGGUGGCCCUGCACUGUGCAUGAGGACGGCGGCCAGCGGCUCUCGGGGAAGCUGGAGCUCAGCCUGGAGCUGCUGUCGGCGCAAGAGGCCGAGGAGCGGCCGGUGGGGAAGGGCCGGGAGGCGCCCAACAAGCACCCGACCCUGCCCGAGCCCAGGUGA
Molecule: messenger RNA, 6861 nt
Organism: Serinus canaria (Common canary)
Lineage: Eukaryota; Metazoa; Chordata; Aves; Passeriformes; Fringillidae
Gene: FER1L5
Product: fer-1 like family member 5
Exons: 46
Coding region: 1-6861 (2286 amino acids)
Biological process (GO): plasma membrane repair; monocyte activation involved in immune response; macrophage activation involved in immune response
Cellular component (GO): cytoplasmic vesicle; membrane; T-tubule
Molecular function (GO): calcium-dependent phospholipid binding; calcium ion binding
Source: RefSeq, a predicted model, not a curated record